Messenger RNA from Elgaria multicarinata webbii, 6468 nucleotides. RefSeq names its product estrogen receptor 1 (gene ESR1). The transcript has 9 exons. Gene Ontology annotation, molecular function: zinc ion binding; nuclear receptor activity; estrogen response element binding. Gene Ontology annotation, cellular component: chromatin; nucleus. Gene Ontology annotation, biological process: cellular response to estrogen stimulus; regulation of transcription by RNA polymerase II; estrogen receptor signaling pathway. NCBI's taxonomy places the organism in Eukaryota, Metazoa, Chordata, Lepidosauria, Squamata, Anguidae. The record is from RefSeq and is a predicted model, not a curated record. Bases 91 to 2001 code for a protein of 636 amino acids.
GACUGUUCUUGUCUUACAUGCUGCUCAGUUGUAUCUUCCUACUUGCUGAGACUAGCUGGAUUCACACAUAGCUGGAUAACUUCUCUCUCUAUGUAUGUCGUUUUCUGUGCUUCAACUCAGUUUCUUGCUCCUUUUUCAGGUGGAUUGCUAGCUCCUGAUUCCUCUCCUAGCUCCAAACCAAGAUAUGCUACUUGUUCUCUGCCACUGACAAUGACCAUGACCCUUCACACAAAAAACUCCGGUGUUGCCUUACUGCACCAGAUACAAGGCAAUGAACUAGAACCUAUCAGCAGACCUCAGCUGAAGAUUCCUCUGGAACGACCGAUCAGCGAAAUGUAUGUGGACAGCAACAAGACUGGGGUCUUUAAUUACCCAGAAGGUGCCGCUUAUGAUUUCCCCACUGCCGCUCCAGUUUACAGCUCAACCAGCCUCAAUUAUGUCCCUACAACAGAAUCGUUUGGGUCCAAUAACCUGGGAGGAUUUCAUUCUCUGAAUAAUGUCCCUCCAAGCCCUAUGGUAUUUUUACAGACGGCACCACAGCUUUCACCAUUUAUUCAUCACCCCAGCCAGCAGGUACCUUACUACCUUGAUAAUGAACCGAGUAGCUUUGCGAUGAGAGAAGCUGCUCCAACUGCCUUCUACAGGUCAGGCUCAGAUAACAGACGUCACGGUGCCAGGGAGCGAAUGUCCAGCACCAAUGAAAAGACAAGCCUGUCUGUGGAAUCCGCCAAGGAGACCCGCUACUGUGCUGUGUGCAAUGACUAUGCUUCAGGCUACCAUUACGGUGUUUGGUCCUGCGAGGGCUGCAAAGCCUUCUUCAAAAGAAGUAUUCAAGGUCACAAUGAUUACAUGUGUCCUGCUACCAACCAGUGCACCAUUGACAAGAACAGGAGGAAGAGCUGCCAGGCUUGCAGGCUCCGAAAAUGCUAUGAAGUUGGAAUGAUGAAAGGUGGAAUUCGGAAAGACCGCAGAGGUGGCCGUAUCCUGAAGCACAAACAUCAAAGAGAAGAGAAUGCAGGAACUGUAGCUCAGUCGAGAAGCCCCAGUCUCUGGCCAAGUCCCCUGGUGAUGAAACAUACCAAAAAGAACAGUCCAGCCCUGUCUCUGACUGCAGAUCAGAUGGUUAGUGCCUUGCUAGAGGCUGAGCCACCUGUUGUCUAUUCAGAGUAUGACCCUAACAGGCCUCUCAAUGAAGCUUCUAUGAUGACACUAUUGACCAACCUUGCUGACAGAGAACUGGUGCACAUGAUCAGCUGGGCCAAAAGAGUUCCAGGGUUUGUGGAUCUAGUACUCCAUGAUCAGGUCCAUCUACUGGAAUGUGCCUGGUUAGAGAUACUGAUGAUUGGCUUAGUAUGGCGAUCAAUGGAGCACCCAGGAAAGCUAUUGUUUUCCCCUAAUCUAUUACUGGACAGGAAUCAAGGAAAGUGUGUUGAGGGUUUUGUGGAAAUAUUUGACAUGCUGCUGGCCACUUCUUCUCGCUUUCGAAUGAUGAAUGUCCAGGGGGAAGAGUUUGUGUGCCUUAAAUCCAUCAUCCUACUCAAUUCUGGUGUUUACACAUUUCUUUCCAGCACCUUAAAAUCACUGGAGGAAAAAGACCAUAUCCACCGUGUUCUAGAUAAAAUCACUGAUACUUUGAUACAUUUGAUGGCCAAAUCAGGCCUUUCUCUGCAGCAGCAGCAUAGGCGAUUGGGUCAGCUCCUUCUCAUCCUUUCCCACAUCCGGCACAUGAGCAAUAAGGGAAUGGAGCACCUCUACAACAUGAAGUGCAAGAAUGUGGUUCCUCUUUAUGAUCUGUUGCUGGAAAUGCUAGAUGCUCACCGUUUGCAUGCCCCUGCCCCAGGUGACAUGGCCCAGGGUGGAGAAGAACCCAUGAACCAGUUGGCACCUGCAUCUUCUUCAAUGCAUUCCUUACCACCUUGCUAUGUGAACAAACAGGAAGAUGUAAAUGAGCAAGGAGCGAUCAAUUGUAGAUCUAUUCGUUGCAGUCAAUACUGCACAUGAAAAGGAAAAUAAUCUGGGUCCCUUAGGUUCUGUUUAGGUAACACACGCAAGUCCUCAUGUUUGUAUUGGAUGCUCCCCAGCAUAAAACAAAACAACACAGAGCCCUGUGUUGAGAAGUUACUGGCAGGAAGGAGGACUGAAGUGAGAAAAGGACAUUUUGUGUUGCACUGCAGCAGGGGUCACAUUCUGCCAUUUUCCCCCUGCACAUCCUGACCCCAACCAAAGUAACGAGCACAAACUUGGGGGCAGAAUGGACCUAAAUCUGCAAGUGACCAUCACUAGCUGCUUUUGUUAUAUACUUUGCGCUCCCAGCCCACCCCUCAAAUCUAUAGCAAGCAUUACAGCACUAAUGUCGCAAAUAGUUCUCAUCUCGUCUUGAUUUGACAAUGCUCUCACCAAUGCCUCUGACUUGAGCUUCAUUUCCAGUGGCCUUGCUUUUUAUUAGUGUAAUUAAGUAUUUGUCUUUGUGCAUCCAAAACAUAAAGUAAAAAUGGUUCUCCUUUGAAAUUUCCCCAGUGCUAUUGGGGACUACAAAGUGCCUUGUCAAAAACUGACACAUUGUUAUUUCCAAGUGCUCAUUUUGUAGCUUAUUUCUGUGUUAUUGAUACAAUCAUGUAUUGCAUUGCAUGAUGAUGUAUAAACAGGAAGUCCAAAAGUGUGUGGAGCCAUAUUAAAACAAGCAAAUUUUAUCUAUUUUAUCCCAGUGCUCAUAACAUAGGCUGCAAUCCCAUAAUAGUUUUCAAUGGAACUUACUCAUGAGCAGCCAUGUAAAGGAUUGUGUUAUAAUAAAUAUAAUUUAAUAUCCUUUUUGUAAGAGACAUUAAAAUAAUUUAAUGUUACAUUAAAUUAUAAGGGACAGUAAUUGAUUUUUAUUACAGACCUUUAGCUACUUUUUCAACCCACUGGUUCUUUUUUGGGCAGAGAGCUUUAACAUGUGAACAGAACUCAUGUGCCUGCAAAAGCUCCUCCAUUCACUUCAACGGAAAUGGCAUUUUCAUCCAAGACGUAUGAAGGGUGUCUUGGGGCUUUCUCUUUCAUUAAAGUGAACGGGGUACAAUUUUGAGAAGCAAAAGAGUAUGGAGUGCAUGGAGAACAAACAUGCAGAACUCCGGAUUGGAUUUCCCAAGCAGAAAUAAACCAUAAUUGAUCUAAUUGACCUGUUUCCUUGUUUUUACCAAACAAUAGUCACUUGUACUGAUCAUGCAAAACUAAAUGAAGGCUGCAAUCCUAUGCACACACCUGGGAGUAAGAUCCAUUGAACUCAUCAUAGGAUUGGGCUGUAAUUCUGGUAAUUCACAAAACACUAAUUUUGAUAAAGACCUACUGGAAUAAUUGUUUUGGCUUUGGAAAUAAGCAGACAAAGAUAAGACAAGCAAGGUAACUUGAGUGGGGGAAAUAACACCUUGCUACAAGAAUGUGUGGUUUCCUGUCUUUUGCUUUAAUGCCAAUAUCUUUGAGGCAGGGCCAGCCUGGAUGACCAAGGAGGGAAAUGUGUUGCUUUUUGUUAAAUUUAAGGAAAAUAUAUAGUUGUCAUUAUUGUUACUUUGCUGAAAGCAUUGUUUUAUCAUUAUUAUUGAAAGCACCUUAAAUAAUGCAUUGUGUGUGUUUGUAUGCAUAUAAUACAUACAUGCAGAGCUCACCUAUCAGACAACUGAAUGUAGCUGUUCUAUUAACCCAGUCAACAGACUAAAAUACAACAAAAUCAUAUUUUGUUUUUAUACUUUUCAGCUAUCUUCUCUCAUAUGCAAUCAUUUGUGCCUAAGGCUUAGCGAUUGUUAAAAAUCAUUAUUUCAUAUCAAUUUUUAUAUUUACAAUAGCAAAGGCAGCACUAACUUAGCCUAAUACUGAACACGAUGAGGAAACUAUCUUUUAAUGAAAGAAGGACAUUCAAGGCAGCUAAUUAUGCUUUUUUCCAAAUCCCAAUAAUAAUGGCUCUGAAAGGGCACAAUGAUUGGGUUGUGUGUGUUUUUUUUUAAAAAAAAUGUUCAGACUUACAUUUUAAAACAAACAAAGCCACCCUAGAUAUAUAGGAAAUGGAAUAUUGCUGUAUGUCAAAUCAUAAUAGAUCUGAUUCACUUGUCUUAUCUAACGUCAAGGGGCUCAGUGAAGAGAAAAGGGAAUGGGAUUUAUUUAUUUUUAAUGGUGGUAAUUUUUUCUCCUUUUGCAAAGGGCAAUUUUUCUAACUGAGUAUGAAAGCCAUUCUUGUAUUUAGUGACAUUGUGGUCUCUCACUCAGGCAAAUCGCCUCUCACAGACAAUCACCCUGGUCCAAUGGUGCCACUAGAGAUGGAUCAACCCACCCACCCCGAAGAACCUCGUGACAGGCAGGGCUGGCACCUUCUGCCUUUGCACUGCCAAAAGAAAGUGCAACAGUGGGGGUGGUCAGCAGGCCAAAGCUGUUACCCAUUACCCAGUCCUCACAGUGCAUGCGAAGACACCCCCUUCGCCGCUCCAGUGCCCUUACUGACUGCACACUGCUCAAAGGCAGUGCAGUCAGUUCAGCUUGCGACAAAAGUAUUUUAAUUGAACACGGUGUACAGUGGGACUGCAGCAUAACUGCCUGGCCACCACAACCACUACCAGGAUAAAAGAAAAAGAAAAAAACAGGGUGGUGUGGGGAGGGGCAGGGGGACCCUGGAAAGCACUUGCCUAAGUCAUAGAAUAGUAGAGUUGGAAGGGGCCUACAAGGCCAUCGAGUCCAACCCCCUGCUCAAUGCAGGGAUCCGCCCAGGUUCAUCCUCCCAGGUUCAAAGUCCCCUUCGAAGCUGGGAGUGCCUCUGCCCUCAGUCAAUCAUCCUCUUCGGUGCAGUAGAGAAAUGUGCUGCUGGAUGCUCACACCACCCCGCACCCCUCAACACAUAGAACAUGAUAACAUAUGCACUGUGCUGCCUCCUGCAUGUUGAAAACUGUACAAGACAGCAUUGCACAAGGAUAUGGAUGUUAUCUGCCAGAGCAGAAUAGCCGCAAGUCAAUGAAUUUACAGAACAAAAGCAGGAAAGGGGCUUAUCUAGCCUCUGCUCCGUCUUCUCAUUCUGAAGAUUUGCGAUAGCUGGCUGAUGCCAAACCAUCAUGAGUCUGCCCACGUUCAGGCUGCAGUGGCCCAAGGAGGGGGCAAACUCACAAAGUACCACAAUUCUUCUCCGUCCUGCAAGCUGUGCCACAGGUGGAGAGAAUCCGCAGCAUAUAAUUAUGGACCCAACUUUGCCCAGUUGCAAAUCGCCUAGGUCCUGAUCCAGUUUUAACCAAGUCUCCCAACGCUACUAAUGGCCCUGAAUGGAGAUGCACCUGUGUCCCAUUCACGUCAAAAAAGACACAUCUAUCUAGCCAGUUCAACAGGGCCCUGAUAAGCAUUGCAAAGUACGCCUUCAUUCAUGUUGGUUGUACAGUUGGAAUCCUGCUUCUGCCCACAGCUCUAUCUUGCUGGAUCUUGGUGCUAGUGUUUGCCAUACAUUUUGGUGUGAACCUGAGCCUUCAUUUUAUACACAUUUUCUUAAUGCUACUGCUUUUAACGCCAAGCUAGAGCCAACUUUUAAGUUAGCAGAGCUUUCAAGAUGCGUACACUCAAGAUAUUUUCUGCAGAAUCUGUCAAAUGAAUCGAUUGCUCUUCAUUGCAGGCCAGCUAUUCUGAAAGCUCUUUUCUAAUGUACUGUGGCUUUGUGAAGUGAGUCUUCAGAUCUGAAGUGAGUGCUACGUCAAGACUUGAUUUAAUGCAGUGUUUUUCAGCUAUCAGUCCUAACAUGUACAACAUUGUUGGAGUGGAAUUGUGACAAACAUUGCGGUACCAAAAAAAAUCCUUUUACAUGGAAAGCCUUUUCUUCAUAGGUGCACUAUCUAGUUUUAAUUCAAAUACGGAUUUAUUGCUGUCCUGAAUGUUGUUCUGUUUGUGAUCAUUGCCUUUUGAAAGGUACUACGAUUUUGCACUGUCCUAAAGAGACUUUUGUAAAGGAUCUAAGCUUCUUCUUUUUUUUUGCAUUCAAAUGUGCCUAAACUUAUAUGCUGCCAUGCUGCAAGCCUGUCUUUAGUAGGAAUGUUUUCCUGCUGUGCACCUUCAAAAAAUGCAGUGUAUUCUAUGAUCUUGAAGUGCCCAUCUAACAAUAGUCAAAGGAUGCUAUUCAGAGAAUAAAUUCAACAAGCCACUUUAUGCCACCUUAUUGCAUUUUUUUUUUAAAAAAUGAAGCUGUUGUGCACUAUAUUACCCUUUCAUUGUAAAGCUUCUCCUUUAUUAUGAGGCUCCUGUGCCAUAAAUGUAUUUGUUGAAUUAUUCUGCUCUUUUGCUGAUGCAUAUAAUUGUAUAAUUGAUGUCUCUGUUUUGUUAGGAUAUUGCUUUGUUAAAUGAAAGAAAAGGAAGAAAUGCUUUUAUUGCACCAUCAAAAGAAUGUUACGAAAAGUUUUAGAAAAAAAAUCAGCAGGAUAUCUGAUCUGUCAAAAUUUUCUCAACUUUGAUGUCAAAAUAAAACAAUGAACCACA